AUACAGAGAAGGCAUUGUCAAUUGCCUUUCCGAUGAAUUUCCCUUUACCUACCUCACAGUCAUAAACGUAACUAGAUUCGCAGAAACCCGACGCGAAACCAGCUGCAUGGUCACGUGCACAGGUGUAACAGGCCUGAAAAGUCAUAACAUUAAAGGUCAUAUGAAGCCUUGAACCGUCAGCGUCAGGAGGAACCACGGGCUAUCGAAGAGGGUACAGAAAGCCCAUGCAUUCUAUAGAAGAACUACAAGCAGUUGUCUCCGAGUAAUCGAUCACCAUGGAUCACAGCGGCCAUGGCGAUAUGGACAUGGGUCACGACCAGUGCAGCAUGAACAUGCUAUUUACAUGGUCAACGAAGAACCUGUGCCUGGUCUUCCGCCAGUGGCGCGUUACUGGUCCCGUCUCAUUGCUCUUUUCUCUUGUCGGUGUCAUCCUCCUGACUGCGGGAUAUGAAGCCGUCAGGGAGUUGACAAGAAGAUACGAGGGUGCAUGCGGGAGAGGCGUUAAAGGGGCUAUUCCGGCCCCGGGGUCCGAAGAAGCAUAUGGCCCGACAGAAAAUCAUCAUCGCGAUGAUGAAUCAAGCUCACUCCUUUUUCCAGCAAGGAAUGUUAACACCAGUGAACCCGUCGGGCGGAGGAGGAAAAUUGUCAUUGCCUCGCUCUAUGGCGUGCAGGUCUUUUACAGCUUCUUCAUCAUGCUCCUUUUUAUGACAUAUAAUGGCUGGGUCAUGAUCUCCGUUGGAAUCGGCGCUUUUUUGGGUUAUCUAACCUUUGGCUCGUCCUCGGCAGCAAAGUCCGCGUCGUGUCACUGA
Messenger RNA from Coccidioides posadasii C735 delta SOWgp, 809 nucleotides. RefSeq lists its product as uncharacterized. Gene Ontology annotation, cellular component: plasma membrane. The record is from RefSeq and is a predicted model, not a curated record. Lineage: Eukaryota; Fungi; Ascomycota; Eurotiomycetes; Onygenales; Onygenaceae. Gene Ontology annotation, biological process: copper ion transmembrane transport. Gene Ontology annotation, molecular function: copper ion transmembrane transporter activity.